AUGGCGGCCGAGUGGAGAGUCUUUCAACUUUUAGCUUGUUUAUUUUUAUUAUAUGGGCCCCACUCACACGCAAAAAUUCCGACUAAAUGUCCGAUUCCGAAAGACAAACCGAAGUACUUUAUUUCAAAUUGGACCUGGAGGAUCACUGAAAGCAAUAAACAAUAUUACAUCAAUGUCUGUGGAGACAUCAAUCAUAGAAGUUGUCCUAAUGGGGCUGCCGUGUGCUCGACGUCACUGGAUGAUAAGAGACCGGAGGAAUUAGGCACAUAUAAAUCCCUGCAGAUAAAUGCAAUAAGAGAUUCUGGGUUUGAUUUGAUUUUUCCUGGUAAAGAAUGCAACGAGAUGGGAAAUAAUAAGGCAUGGGAAACCAACAUCUUUAUGAGAUGUGGGAAGACUCUGGGGUCUCCAAAGUUUGUGGAUGUCUUUGUGGGAAAAGAGAAGUGUGUGGCUGUUUUUGAGUUUGUUACUAAUGAGGCUUGUACAAACAAACCUGGACCAGAAAUUCCCUGCUCAGUGUAUGGAUCAAAAAAUGAACUAAUAGAUCUAACACCUUUGAUCAAAACACAAGGUGGCCAUGAGGUUUCAUCUUCAGAUCCAACAUUUGCUUUUUACAUCAAUGUUUGUAGAGGAAUAACACCCCAGAAAGAUGAUAAAAUUGGUUGUAAAGCUAACAGUUCUAUGUGUAGAUUUAAUAAAAACCUUCUUAAAGCUGAUGAUGUUGGAAGUAUUUCAUAUGCAAGUAACCUUAGAUUCCACAACGGUGACGUUGUCCUUGUUUACAACACAACAGUAACUGUGAGUGGCUGCCCAAAACACAUGAAUCCUGUCACCACUAUCACCUUCAGGUGCCCAGGCAAGAAUACGGGUGUUAGAGGUCCAGUUUUGAUAGGAGCUCGUUAUUGUGCAUUUGAGGUCCUUUGGGAAACAGACUAUGCAUGCCCCAAGCACAGUGUUAUGGAAACCAACAGUUGUGUCCUGAGCAAUGAGUUUGUCCACUUCAAUUUGACGAAGCUCACUGCCGCUAUUCGGGAUGACUACAGAGUUUAUCAUAAUGAUACAACUAAAGCUGGCGACACAACUCAGUACAUAUAUUAUAUAAAUGUUUGCCAUCCACUGAGCUUUACUUGUGAAGAUAAGUUAGGAUCAAAUUCAACAGUUUGCCAGGAAGUGAAAGAUGGAAGUGUGCGUUGGUCACUUGGAAUUAUAUCAAAUCAAACCUUACGUUAUGCUGAUGGACAGCUGUCUUUAACCUAUGAGCAUGGGUCCACAUGUCGAAAUGGGCUCAAUCGAACAACCAUUAUAAUGUUUUCAUGUGACCCUCAUGCUAAGAUAGGCACGGGACCUGUUUUUAACAGUGAGAGCUACUGUUUUUACUACUUUGACUGGAAAACAAGAUAUGCAUGUGCACCUAGCCGUCGCACAGGAACUCAGUGUCGUGUUGUGAGUCCUUUGGGUGUGCGCUAUGACCUUUCUGAGCUUGUGCGCAUGGAAAAUUCCACUAAUUGGAUUGCUGUGGAUGGAGAGAGUAGCAGUUCUAAUAAAAAAAUUUUGAUGAAUGUUUGUGGUCAGGUUACUGGUAAUCCUGAUGCCAAACAGUGUGAUAGUUCGGCAGCUAUUUGUAUGAUUGAUCAAAGCAAUGGAAAAGUAGCAAGUCUUGGAAGAUACAUAGAUCCACCGACUUUAAAUCCAGACAAUUCUAUCAAGUUGGUUUAUCUUCGGGGUAGUGAAUGCAAGAAGGACAAUUCAGGAAAGAGUGUAUUUAUAAGAUCCACAGUAACAUUUGUGUGUCAAACAGGAGAUUUGUCAAGUCCCCCAGUUCUGGUCACACAUUCAUUAGACAACUGCUAUUAUGAGUUCAUGUGGAGAACAGCUGCGGCUUGUUCACUGGGUUUGAAUACAGGCGAAGACUGCAGGGUUGAAGACAAAAAUGCUGGUUAUGUGUUUGACCUUAAUCCUUUGGCCAAUAAAACUUGGCACAAUAAAGACUUUUUCAAUUUGACAAUGAAGGGAUCACAGUACUCGUAUCUGCUGAAGGUGUGUGGAGGAAGUAGUCGGAUGGACUGUGGUGGUACAAAUGUUUCUGCAUGUCAGAUUAGAAGAAAGGAUUCCAAGAAAUUUACACUGGGUCUGGAAAACAAAAAUUUGUACUACUAUGAUGGAAUGUUAAAUCUGACUUACCAAGAUGGGGAUAAGUGCCACAAUGGGCUUCCUCGUACAACUCAUAUUACCUUCCUCUGUAAUCAGUCAGCGAAAGACGAUGGAAUAGGAAUUCCAGAGUUUGAGAAGGAGAAUCACUGUACUUAUAACUUCAGGUGGUUUACAAAAUAUGCCUGUCCACCAAAGAUUGUAGAAUGCGUUGCCAGGACAGAUGUUGCUCAGUAUGAUUUGACAAGUUUGGUGAAAACUUCAGACAACUGGGAAGCAACAUAUAAAAAUAAAGAUAACGAUAAAGAUAAAGGAAAGUUUUACAUAAAUGUUUGCCGUUCGCUUAAUCUUGUACCAGGCUGCAGUGUGACAGCGGCUGUCUGCUUGAAAAAAAGCAAUGGCAAAGCCAUCAACUUGGGUUCUGUAUCAAACCCACCCACUGAAGGAGUCAACAAUGUUGUAAUAACGUACACUGAUGGAGAGAAAUGUCAAGGAGACAAGAAAUACCAGACAACUAUUACUUUUCUCUGUAAAAAAGGAGAAGAGAGCUCAUCUCCUGAAUUUAUUGAAACUGCUGAUAAUGGCUGCACAUACAAAUUUAACUGGAUCACAGCAGCAGGUUGUCCAAUAGAAAACGUUAACGGUGACAACUGUAUCGUGCACGACCCCAAGUCUGACACAAUUUUCAACCUACUGCCACUACGAAAAAAAUCCAAUGUUGCUAUGUACGGUGGAAAUGUUACUGAGAACAACGAUCAAGCAACUUUUCAACUUAACAUCUGUGGUCCAUUGCCUGAUAAAGCUUGUGGAGAUCGCGGUAACAUUAGUGCCUGCUUGAUCAGGAAAAAUGGCCAGAAAAUUGCUCUUGGAAAGAAAAGUAUGCAGCUUUUAUACAAGGGCGAAAUCGUUACUCUUAUAUACAGGGGCGGAGACAAUUUUGAAACUGGGGAACAGAGAGAAGUUCACAUCAAGUUCUACUGUAAUUCAAAGAAGCCUUUUGGAAAGCCUACUUUUGCUGAACGGGAGGAAAAAUCUAACAAGUACAUCUUCGAAUUUCAAACAUCACUGGUUUGUUCUGCGAAAGCUGUGCAGUGCUUGGUGUCGGACAGUGGUAGUGGUGUAGAAUAUGACCUUAGUCCCAUGGGGCUGACUAAAGAAAACUGGCAAGCAGUUGAUACCAGAUUACAGAACAAACAUCUUCACUACUUCAUCAAUGUUUGUCGUGCUGUGAAUCCAAUUGGAGAAGUUUUGAAAUGUCCUGGUGGAGCUAUAGGGGCUUGUCAGAUUGAUCACAGUCAGGACAAGGGAUUUAACUUGGGAUAUGUGCAGAGUAAUCCACAGAUCACAGGCAAAGGAGAGCUAACGUUACAGUAUUCGGGUGGAACUUCUUGUCACAAGAAUCAGUUUAGCAGGAGUAUCAGAAUUGUUUUUUCGUGCUCAAAGCUAAUGGGUUCUCCCAUCUUCUUGGCUGAAUCACCAGAGUGUGAGUACCUAUUUUCUUGGGAAACACCCAGUGCUUGUCCAUUGACAAGAGAAGUUGGUCAUGAUUGCAAAGUGGAGGACAAACAAUAUGGUUACAUGUUUAACUUAUCUGUGCUCUACAGCAAAUCAAAAGACUAUAAUGUUAAUGUCAAAGGUGGAGCCCCUGGUGAAAGGAUUAUUUUGAAUGUCUGUAAUAAGUUGGUCGGAGGCCCAAAGGGAUGCAUUGGAGAAGAAGUUGGAGCGUGCAUUAUUGGGGCAAGGAAUACACCGGUUGUCUUGAACAAGACUCUCACUUAUUACAAUGGUCAGAUACAAACGACAUACGGGACAAAGCCAGCUAUAAACAUCACCUUCGAAUGUAACCAAGAUACUUCAGGUCUUGAUACAGGCCCAACUUGUGAGAAGAAGAGUAACACAUAUGAUUGCCUUUGGCAGACGCCAUUUGCUUGUAGGCCUAUGAUCAGUGUGCAGUGUAGUUUUCGAGAUGAUGAUCAGGAUGCUGAUAAUCAGUAUGACUACUCCUCGCUGUCCAAGAGCGAUGGGAACUGGGAGGCUAAAGUCCCACCUCCAAAUAUGGAUAGGGUUUCGUUUUUCAUAAAUGUCUGUCGCACGGUGUUAUUGAAAGAUGCUGCCAAGGGUUGUCCCCCGUCUUCAGGUGUUUGUAUGCACAAGGGGGGCAAGUACUAUAACCUUGGAACCAUAAGGCAUGGACCCAGGAAGAGAGAAAAUAAUAUAUAUUUGGAUUACGAGGAUGGUGAACCCUGCGGAGUUAGAAAUAAAAAUUAUACUACUCACAUACUGAUGACGUGUGGCGAAAGAGAGGGAGGUGUGCCGAUGUACAUUGGUUAUAACACGCAAACUUGCGAGUAUGAUUUCUUGUGGACCACAAGUGAAGCGUGCCCCUUGAAUGAUGAAAAAGAGGUUACAUUUGACAACUGUACGGCAAUAAACCCUCACACUAACGCCUGGUUUGAUCUGAACCGACUGAGGAAUCAAAGUGGUGACUAUGAUGUGGUAGACAAGCGGGGUUACAGUUACAAGUUGAAUGUGUGUGGACCUUUAGUCAACCUCUCGAAAGGCUGUGAAAAAAAUUCUGGAGUUUGUCAGGAAGGAAAACAACAGAUGCACAGUGCAGGAAUAUCCAACAAGCGCCUCCACUUUGAUGAUGGGAUAUUAUAUUUAAACUUGAGUGGUGGAGAACCUUGCCAUCAUGUGGAAAAAAAUCGUGAGACGAUCAUUCAGUUCGUGUGUAGUCCAACACGUGACAGCCGAGACAUGGGGAAGCCUGUGUUCAUAUCUGAAAAUGACUGUACAUACUUUUUUGUGUGGCAUACUCCACUUGUCUGUGAAAGGCAGUAUGAAUGCGCAGCCCUUCAGAAUGGCAAAGAUGGAAGUACAGUGAAAUACAGUCUGUCGCGACUAAUGCGGACAGAUGCUAAUUGGGAGGUGAUUUCAGAGGGCAGUACGAAAGGAAAAGACGUUGCCUCUUAUUAUGUAAACCUGUGUCGCCCUUUGUUACCCAUGCCAGGAAAGAAUUGCCCAGCAGGCGUCUGGGCGUGUAAGGUCUGGAAAAAUCAGGAGGGUACUCAAUAUCAGGUAAAAUGUUACCUCACUAGGGGAAGCCAAUCUUGUGUUUUGAUUGGCUAAUAUCCGGGCUGGAAAGACAGGCCUUUCUUUCUCGCUUGGGACUAUCUGCAGCAAAUGAUUGUGAUAUCAGUUUUAUUAUUAUUAUUUUUUUUUUUUUUGAGAUUGCCGUAAAAGUAUUUUGCGUGAACUUCAGUUAUAGAAAGGCGUUUACCGAAUGCCCAUUUUCAAUCAUACGAUGUCCUCAUGGUAAAUUUUUGUCUCACUGUCGUAAAAUCGAUUUGUUUGUACUUAUAAGUCAUUACGUUUGAACGGAUCAAUCCUCCAAGCAAACAUGGCAUUGUUGUAAAGCAGUAAGGUGAAAUGUUCAUUUUAUUGUUGACUAGGUCUUAGGAAAAGCAGUAGGUCCUCCAGAGGAAGUCAAGGAAGGACACGUAAAGCUUGUUUACAAUAGUACGACCGAGUGCGCGAAUAAAUAUUCAAAAUACAUGGAACUUCACUUUCUGUUUGUUUGUUCCUAUGGUGAAUUGGGUCAUCCUGUUUUGGAGUCAGUAGAAAAUGACUGUAUCAUUCACAUCAGCUGGGCCACAGCGGCCGCUUGUCCAGACACUCAAGCAGUAGAUCUUAAAAACUGCAGAGUGUUUGACAAUGGCACCGGACAAUUUUACUCCCUCAAGCCGCUCAUGGACUCUCAUGGUUUUAAUCAUUUCACAGUGGUAUGAUUAGUUGUAGCUCAAUCUUCUAGAAAUGACCUGCUUUUAUAGUGAUUUGAGUAAACCGGACUUAUUUUAGUACCAAGUAGAGGUGAAGUUCCCAAUACAGGAAGAGUU
This is a messenger RNA of Stylophora pistillata, 6041 nucleotides long. Its product is annotated as cation-independent mannose-6-phosphate receptor. Gene Ontology annotation, cellular component: late endosome; trans-Golgi network; plasma membrane. Gene Ontology annotation, molecular function: D-mannose binding; signaling receptor activity; insulin-like growth factor binding. Lineage: Eukaryota; Metazoa; Cnidaria; Anthozoa; Scleractinia; Pocilloporidae. The record is from RefSeq and is a predicted model, not a curated record. Gene Ontology annotation, biological process: lysosomal transport.